AUGGAAAACUACGGGGGACUGAAAUUCGCGGCGAAGGCUCCAACAGGAAGCAGCGCCUACGGCAAGGAGGACGGAAUUGAGGUGAAAUUUGAAAGGAAGGAAGAUGAAAAUUUUGUGUACUCGACGUACCAGCAUGUGGAAACACAAGUGCAGAAGGAGGCAAGUACAGGUAGUGGUGGAAAAGGUGGUGCGUCGGGAGGGCAGGUCACUUUCUCCUGCAAGAAAAUAAGCACCAGUUACGAAAUCAAGGUAGAAAAAAUGAAGGACAAAAAAUUAGGAGUACUUUUAAUAGGCAUUGGAGGAAAUAACGCCACAACGUUGUUAGGAGGAAUUUGUGCAAAUGCGAAAAAGCUCAUGUACACAAAUAAGUACGAUGUGAAGAAGGCGAAUUAUUUGGGUAGCGUUUUUCUUUCCUCAAAUGUGAGGCUCGGUUAUGACGCAAAGAAUUUAGAGCAUUCCUACUGCCCUAUACAUAAGCUAAUCGAGGUGUACAAUCCUGAAAAUAUCACCUUUGGAGGAUGGGAUCUGAAUAACCUAAACUUAAAAGAUUGUCUCGUGAGAAACAAAGUAUUUGAGCAGGACUUGGUGGAAAAAAUAAAAGACGAUAUGAAUUACGUUCCGCUUAAAAGUGUUUACUUUAAAGGAAAUUUCAUUGCAGCUAAUCAACAGAAGAGAGUAAAUAAUAUUCUUGUGGGAAAAAAUAAGCUAGAGGUUUUGGAACAAGUGAGAAAACAAAUUGGCUGCUUUAAAAAGACAAACAAUUUAGACGAAGUAAUUGUCCUGUGGUCUGGAAACACGGAAAAGAAUAUUGCACACAUUCCAGGGGUGAAUGAUACAUAUGAAAAUAUUCUUUUGGCUUGUAAAAAUAAUCACCCUUCCGUUUCUCCAAGCAUUGUUUAUGCCUUGGCGUCUGUCCUGGAGAAUUGCCCCUUCAUCAACAGCAGCCCCCAGAAUACUUUGGUGAAUGGUGUAGUACAGCUAGCUCAGGAGAAAGGCAUUUUCAUCGUCGGCAAUGACUUGAAGACGGGCCAAACGAAGAUCAAGAACUUCCUCCUGGACUUUUACUUUGGCACGGGCCUGAAGCCCAAGAGCAUCGUCUCGUACAACCACCUGGGAAACAACGACGGGAAGAACCUUUCCUCGGACCUCCAAUUCUACAGCAAGAAAAUUUCCAAGAGCAACCUCAUAUGCGAUUACGUAAAGGCCAACGAGCACAUGUACGCUGAUGAAGAAGAGGAGGCAGCCAUGUCUCCUAACUUCACCAAGCAGAGUACAGACUACUGCAAGGGAGACAGCCUGCUGUCCACCACCACGGACGUCACAGAUUUGGAAGCAGAUUAUGCAUAUGUAGAUGCAAUUGAAAACCAGAAAGUGAAUAGCGAAAUUGUUAUCAAGUAUGUGCCCUACGUAGGAGAUGAUAAGAAGGCUAUUGAUGAGUACAUUAGUGAAAUAUUUAUGAACGGAAAAAAUACAAUUUCAUUAUACAAUGUGUGCCAGGAUUCUCUUUUGGCUUCUCCCAUUUUAAUUGAUUUAAUUCUCUUGGUGGAGCUAUCUCAGAGGGUUUACUUUAAGGGUGCAUCGCUAGGUGCCUCGAGCAUUGUUCCCCCUGCUCAGUCCAACAUAAAGAACCCAAUCAGCGUGGGUGGAGAUUAUCAAUUGACUCAUACCAUCGUAAAACCCAAGUACCCUGAGUUUAAAAACAUGGAGUGUGUUCUCUUCCUGUCUAGUCUGUUCUGUAAAUCUCCUUUCAAUUCAAGUGUGUACAAAACGAGACACUCAUUCUUUUCGCAGUUGGAGAGUCUCUGCAACUAUGUGCGAAUUAUUUGUGGUCUCCCUGUGGACGAUCACUUGGACCUUCCCUACAUGAUCUGA
This is a messenger RNA of Plasmodium fragile, 1872 nucleotides long. RefSeq lists its product as uncharacterized. The coding region runs from base 1 to 1872 and encodes 623 amino acids. Gene Ontology annotation, molecular function: inositol-3-phosphate synthase activity. Gene Ontology annotation, biological process: inositol biosynthetic process; phospholipid biosynthetic process. Lineage: Eukaryota; Apicomplexa; Aconoidasida; Haemosporida; Plasmodiidae. Gene Ontology annotation, cellular component: cytoplasm. The transcript has 2 exons. The record is from RefSeq and is a predicted model, not a curated record.